Molecule: messenger RNA, 876 nt
Organism: Cottoperca gobio
Lineage: Eukaryota; Metazoa; Chordata; Actinopteri; Perciformes; Bovichtidae
Product: cholecystokinin-like
Exons: 4
Coding region: 146-559 (137 amino acids)
Biological process (GO): digestion
Cellular component (GO): axon; extracellular region
Molecular function (GO): neuropeptide hormone activity
Source: RefSeq, a predicted model, not a curated record
ACACACACACGCACACACACACACACGCACACACACACACACAGGGUGCUGAGCGCGGAGUAUAAAAGGGGCAUCCUUCCCACUCAACAGAGAAGUGCUCUCCUCACUCUCACACACUCUGACUUGCUGAACCUCUUUUCUCAAGAUGACUGCAGGGCUGUGUGUGUGUGUCGUGCUGGCAGUCUUAUGUACGAGCUGUUUGGGGCUCCCCUUCUCCUCCCAGCCCCUAGACGAGGGCCACCGCUCCAUGUCCGCUGCGUCUGAAGCUCUCCUUGAGGCUGACACCCACACCUUGGGAGAGCCCCACCUCCAACACAGCCGCUCUGCCCCCCAGCUGAAAGCUCUUCCUCUGGCGGAGGACGACGCAGACUCCCGAGCCAACCUCGGCGAGCUGCUGGCAAGACUCAUCUCCUCCAGGAAAGGUUCUGUGCGUAGAAACUCCUCGGCAAACAGUAGAGGCAACGGACUGAGUGCCAACCACCGGAUAGCAGACAGGGAUUACUUGGGGUGGAUGGAUUUCGGCCGCCGCAGUGCAGAGGAGUACGAGUACUCCUCGUAAAGGGAAGUCACGGCUCAUACCUCUGCGUACGGGCACAAAGGAAAAAGACGAAGAAAAAAUAAAAACCCCCACGCAAGCUGACUCCUCACUGUCUCACAAUAAGAGUCUAUUUAUGAUGUAUUUGUUGUACAUUUGUUUGUAAAACUGUAAUAAUGCAAUAUAUACAUAUGCCAAAUUUUGCAGAAAAGCUGUCACUGUCCAAGAUUUGUUUGUUCCUGGUUUUCUCUGAUUUCUUUAUCAUUUUGGGUGGAAAGGACUGGGAUGGUGUGAAGGUCUGUUGGGACUAACUGGACUGAUUAAAGAUGGGAAAUAUCACU